Messenger RNA from Planococcus citri (citrus mealybug), 1130 nucleotides. RefSeq lists its product as uncharacterized. The transcript is spliced from 3 exons. The record is from RefSeq and is a predicted model, not a curated record. NCBI's taxonomy places the organism in Eukaryota, Metazoa, Arthropoda, Insecta, Hemiptera, Pseudococcidae. Bases 169 to 924 code for a protein of 251 amino acids.
AAACAAGCGCAACGUUGUGUAUUCCUGCGAUUAAUACGUGUUCUUCGUUAGACGAAUGUAGUUUAAGAAAAUUUUUCCUACAGGUAUUCUAGUCAGCUUUUUUCUUCUCAAGUUUCGAUGUAAUUCGACUACCUAAAUUUUAUAAGUUCCCGGAAAAGUGAUCACGCCAUGUUGCCAAAAUUCUCAAUUCUUUGUAUUAUUUACACCAUCUGGAUCGCCUCGAAGACGGAAACAAUAUCGGCUAAUGCUCCAGAGGUAAAAGUUUCAGAAUCCGAACUGAACGACUUGCGCGCCAAACGAGACGAAUUGGCCGCACUGAAAACCACAUAUACUUUGGAAAAGCAAGCCUGGAAAAACGAAACGCAGAAAUUAAAUGAGAAAGUACAGGAUUUGGAACAAGAAUCCGCAUUCGAUAAGAAGCGAGUGUGGGCAUUGAUGUGGUUCAGAUGGAUAUCGAUGAUAAAAAACGAAAUCGAAUGGAGGGAAACAGUCGUGACCAAUUUCACAUUCAACGAAAAACUAUUCGAAGAAGAGAAAUCCAAAAACACGAUUUGGGUCAAACCCGAUGAACACCGUCGUCAAGUUUGGCUCUACAUACUCAGAAACUGUUCAGAUAACCCGCACAUCGUAUCUUUACUACACGAAAUAGAGAAGGCUGGAAUCGAGACAGAGGUUUUCAGCAAAAGCAUCGCGUUCGCUUAUAAAGACAUCACCGCCAAACUGCUGUCUAUGAUGCGUUGGCGUAGUUUACCGAGUUUCGCGAAAGAGCCUACUUUCAAUACACCGAUUACGUGGUCUUCCGAAGUCAACAAGUGUUUGUUGAUACUGAUGUUCGAUGUCGAUAACAACAUGGUGUGGGAUUUCGAUACCGAAUUGAAAAUGGAACUGGCCACCGAAGUGCCGCUCAAACAACCAAAAGUUUAAUAUUCCACAGUUUUCAACUUUUCACAUCCCAUUCCCACCGAAGGCCAAACUAAGUAUUUUAAAAAAUUGCAUCGAGCCUAUAUUAAUGUAUGCAUCUGUUUCCCCCUGAACCUUUUCUUUCGAUUUAUUUAUUUCAUUCAAAUUAAAAAACAAAUUCAUUACCCAAUAAGUAUAUUUCAUUUUUCUCAAGUAUAAUUUGCUUUUUA